UCUAGCCUCGAAAAAACCAAACUAAUCUCGAGCGCGAUAACGUCUUUCUCUCAAUCAAUAAGAGAUAAGGGCGCUUUUAUCUGUCUUCGUGUUGUAUAUAUUUUUGUCCGGAUUUUAACUGCGCGUUGAACGCAGAUUCCUUUGUGUCAUAAUGUUUAAUCAAAUAUUGCGACUGAUCGUUCGCAACGUGGCCAGAAAUGGUGUUACUCGAUCUGCCAGUACGAAAGUAACAGACAUCAAAUUGCCAACAAUAAAUGACAUACCUGCCCCAAGUGGCCCAUGGAAAGAUCAUUAUGAUGCAAGACAGAAAGUUUACAAUAUGCAAUUAAUUGCUGGUAUUACUGUAUUAGUUGGAACUAUAACUUUUAUAAAAGUAUCAGGUAUCAUCUUCUUUAACUUCAACCCUCCUGUUCCUCCCGAGGAAUCUGAGUAAAAAUAAACAUUCGCACCAUCGUUAGCUAAUUAAACUAGAUACAAAAGCAAUUUGGCCACUGGUAAGAAUGUUACAUACAUUGUGUGACUGUAAUAUGCAAUAACUUGUAUAUUCUCUUCAAUAAAUAGAUCAUAUUUAUGACAGAUA
Molecule: messenger RNA, 580 nt
Organism: Pseudomyrmex gracilis
Lineage: Eukaryota; Metazoa; Arthropoda; Insecta; Hymenoptera; Formicidae
Gene: COX7B
Exons: 3
Coding region: 152-433 (93 amino acids)
Source: RefSeq, a predicted model, not a curated record